This is a messenger RNA of Macadamia integrifolia, 1615 nucleotides long. Its product is annotated as F-box protein At3g07870-like. The coding region runs from base 77 to 1219 and encodes 380 amino acids. Lineage: Eukaryota; Viridiplantae; Streptophyta; Magnoliopsida; Proteales; Proteaceae. The record is from RefSeq and is a predicted model, not a curated record. The transcript has a single exon.
CUCUCUUUCUUUCUCGUCCUCCCCAGUCCCAGAGCAACGCAACUGAAGAAGGAGAAAACCAGAAAGAUACAAGAAAAUGAAGAAACACAGGCAAGAAGAGAAGAAACAGUGGGAAGAAGAGACGAGAAUGUCUGCUAUGAUCCCAAUGCCUCAUCUCCCAAUUGAAAUCAAGGAUAAAAUCUUCUUGAGUCUACCUGUGGAGGCUCUCUUACGAUUAAGGUGCAUAAUCAGAGACUACUCUCGACUCUAUAACCCUCAGUUCCUUAAAAUGCACUUGGACCGACAGUUUGAAUUUGAUAAUGGCUCUAUCAUUAUCGUUUCAACUGCUUCCAAGAUAUAUAAAUUGUCUUUUGAUGCGUUUAGCCACCCAAUCCAACUUGAUUUUCCUUUCCGGAAUCCAAACUCUAAGAGCCCAAUUGUAAUAGCAGGUUCUUGUAAUGGGUUGGUGUGCUUAACUCAUAAGAGAUUUUAUGGGGAUUAUGUGUAUGUAUGGAACCCUGCUACAGGACAGUACAAGCAAUUGCCGGCACAUGUUAAGAAAAGAAGAGUAUACAAUGUUAGAAUUUCUUUAGGGUUUGGUUAUGAUCAUAUUUCUGGUGAAUUCAAGGUGCUGUUAAUUUCAAAUCCUCAACCUUGGAAGACUGGCAUCCGUAAAGUUGAAGCUAUUGUGUACACAUUGGGGACAAGUUCUUGGAGAAGCAUUGGAGAUACAAGUUCUUGGAGAAGCAUUGGAGAUCUUCGGUACCCUUUUUGCCAGUCACCUUUGCAGGUGUUUGGAGGUUGUCCCCAUUGGACUGUGCCUGAGUUGAAUUCAAUUGUUUCAUUUAGUGUUGGAAAUGAGAAAUUUAAGGAAAUUCCAAUGCCCCCCAUUGAUGAUGAUUAUACAAGAUGGGCGAAGUUAACUGCAUUGGGAGGCUGUCUUUCUAUAGUUGCCCAUGUAUAUAAGGAGAAAUGUUAUGAAAUAUGGGCGAGGGUGGAGGAUGGAUUGGAGAAUACUUGGACCAAACAACUCUCCAUCAAUGCGGUACACAUACCUGGAUAUCUUACUGAUUCCUGGAACGUAGACCUGAAGGCCUUCAAGAACGGGCAGGUUUUAGUGGAAGAUGACGGGCCAUAUUUAUUUGACCCAGUGACUAAUGACAUCAGAUAUCUGUAUCUUCUUGGUGACCCAAAGAAAUUUCAUGUUUGUUCCUAUAUCGAAAGCCUUGCUCCAUGUUGAAGACAGAGGAGAUGUGCACAAGAACUCAUAGAAUGGAGUGAAGAAUUACAGGUAGGGGGGUGUUGAUUUUCUUUAGCCUGUAUUAGCAAUUGAAGAUGAAUUUGAAUGCAAGUCUAUGGUACCUAAAACUGAAAGAUUUAAACUGUUUUUUUUCUGCAUGACAAUGAGCUCCCUAGAGAAAUUAAAAAGGUUCCUGUCUCAUGGACAGAUCUGAUAUUGGACAUCAGACUUUAAUGUUAGUUUUGCAUUUCUCUUGAUAUUUUUGCCUGCUUCUUUCUGGUUGUCUUUGUAUUUGUCCUCUGCACUUAGAUUUGUGUUCUUCAGUGGUUCGAAAGAAACAGAUCAAUAUCAUUUGUAUCCGGGAGAUAUUUCGUUAAGCUUCACAUUAUCAUGUUA